GUAGCGUGAGGAGCGGCUAUGUAUGUCUGGUUCUUAGCGACCUGUCAUAAAUCGACCCCAUGAGAAUACCUGCCUACUCUCAUUUUCUUAGAGUAAUGUUUUGUGAAUCAUGGCUGAAGAUCGCCACGGAUUUUUUCUGAAAUCCUUUAUCGCAAUCCCAUUUCCCUUUUAAAAUCUACGCGGCAUAAAUUGCGCUUUAAUUUUUCUAAUUAUCGCAGUUUCUGGCCGCCCUCCUAGCAACAUCACAGCUUGAAGUAUUAAUACAAACGACUUGGUAAAGAUGGCUGACAGUGAACAUUUGCCCGAGUCAAAUGUCGACGUGCUUAUUAUCGGCGCCGGACCAGCAGGGUUGAUGGCUGCUUGCUGGAUGGCACACUGCGGUGUGUCAACUCGUAUCAUUGAUAAAAGGGGCACUAAGAUCUUCUGCGGACAAGCAGAUGGGCUUCAAUGUCGUAGUCUUGAGAUAUUCGACAGUCUCGGCUUCGCAGAUCGAGCAUGGAAUGAAGCGCACCAUAUGAUUGAGAUAUGUAUGUGGAAUCCUGGCCCUGAGGGCGUGAUACGCCGUUCAGAUCGCAUUCCAGAUACGAUUGUAGGCCUUUCUCGAUUCCAGCAAAUUACCCUACAUCAGGGACGCGUCGAACGCUUUUUCCUAGACAAUAUCAAAAAGUACUCCAAGGACACCAUCAAAGUAGAGCGCGGGGUUAUUCCCGAGUCUCUUGAGAUUGAUGAGCUGAAAGUCAAGGACCAGUCUUCCUACCCAGUUACUGUAAAGUUACGUCACCUCACCGACGAAGAGGCCACGCCUAAACAGCAGAUCAGCGCAAGCAAGAUCUCAGACGGUCUCUUCCGGAGUAAUUUAACGCACAAGGACGACGAGGACGAUUUGAUUCAGAAGAGCAAGUCACGAGCGGGAACAGGCGAAGUAGUCCAUGCGAAGUAUGUCAUCGGAUGUGAUGGUGCACGCAGCUGGACUCGCCGUACCUUGGGCUUCGAGUUACAGGGCGAGGCAACGGAUUUUAUCUGGGGUGUCCUUGACAUUAUACCCAUUACUGAUUUUCCUGAUAUCCGAAUGCGAUGUGCUAUUCAUUCGGCUGAGAAUGGUAGCUUGAUGGUAAUCCCUCGCGAAAAUAAAUUAGUCCGACUUUAUAUCCAGUUGAAGGAGGUAACUCCGGACGCUUCCGGCCGCGCAGACAGGUCUAAGAUCACUCCCGAUCUCAUUUUGAAUGCCGCCAGAAAGAUUCUUAGUCCGUAUAAAAUCGACUACGAAUACUGCGAUUGGUGGACUGCGUAUCAGAUUGGACAAAGAGUUGGCACACAAUUUGACGCUCAUGAGCGCGUCUUUCUUGCCGGAGAUGCUGUACACACACAUUCCCCGAAAGCUGGCCAGGGUAUGAAUGUUUCUAUGCACGACACUUAUAAUCUUGGCUGGAAAGUAGCCCUUGUCGCGAAAGGUAUCGCAAAGCCGAGUAUUUUGAGCACCUACCAAACUGAGCGGCGCGCCAUAGCUCGUGAUCUCAUUAACUUUGAUCAUCGCUUUAGUAGGUUAUUCUCCGGGAGACCAGCUAAGGGUGUCAUGGAUGCCGAAGGUGUAAGUAUGGAGGAGUUCAAAGAAGCCUUUCUAAAAGGCAACCUAUUCGCAUCCGGCCUGAUUGUCAAUUAUGGACCCAGUAACCUUGUCGCGAAGGCCGUACAUGAAUCAGAACAGAGUGAGCUAAGCAAUUCGACCUCCACAAGCAUAUCAGUCGAGACAUUCGCGAAGAAACAGGCUCUGGCUACCGGCCUCCCUGUUGGGAUGCGCUUCAAUAGCUUCAAGGUAGUUAACCAGUCCGAUGCGCGACCUUGGCACUUUCAACAGAAGCUCAAGUCCGAUGGUCGAUUCCGCGUGGUCCUUUUUGCAGGAAAUAUUUUGAACCCCUCACAGAAGAACCGCGUAGAACAAUUCUGUGAGGCUCUCGAUGCGCCAAAUAGCUUUUUUCGUACUUUCAACCCUGCUAGCCCACCACUGGACACGGUAAUCGAGGUUUUGACAAUACACUCUGCCAAGAGGACUGAAACAGACUUGAUCAGAGAUUUCCCUGAGAUUCUUCAUCCUUUCAAUACGCAUACUGGGUGGGACUACGAUAAAGUGUUUGUGGACGACGCAAGCUACCACGAGGGCGUUGGGGAUGCUUAUAUCAACUACGGGGUAGACAAGGAGCGAGGGUGCGUUGUGGUGGCAAGGCCUGACCAAUAUGUCGGCUGGGUCGGUGAUCUUGAGGACUUUGAUGACCUGCAGAGAUAUUUUGAGGGAUGCCUCGUGCUUAGUGCUCAGGCAUGAUUAUUGAGAUCUUCACAUAUUAAUAUAUAGCAUAUCGUAGACACGGGUUGACCUAAACAUCUACGAAUAUGGGUGCGUGGGGAAACAAGCGUCCAUUACUUACCUUAGGUACCUAUAUAUAUCUUAACCUACCUUGGUAGACUACUCUGAUAUUAGUUAUUUGGAUUAGUUUGACCUAGCUCGGUAGCCAAGGAAUCUCCUUCGUAUAUAUUCAAUACAGAUACUGGAAAUGUAGCUUGU
Molecule: messenger RNA, 2557 nt
Organism: Daldinia decipiens
Lineage: Eukaryota; Fungi; Ascomycota; Sordariomycetes; Xylariales; Hypoxylaceae
Product: putative phenol 2-monooxygenase
Exons: 7
Coding region: 281-2317 (678 amino acids)
Molecular function (GO): FAD binding
Source: RefSeq, a predicted model, not a curated record